UGACAGUCUGACAUGUGCGUUUUUGAUGCCCCUCAACACUUAACUUAACCUACCUAACAAUACCUUAGGUACCCAACGAUACCUGCCUCUCAGCCAUAGCAUAGUCAUGCGUCAGGAAAGAAUAUGCUGUUGGCUUGGCCGGAGGACCUGCACGCAUAAUCGGACAUUCCUCGAUCUACCGGCUUCCGUCCGACGGCGAAUAUAUGAUUACGCAGGUCUCAUUAGCGGAAGAUCGGUCUACAUACACUCAUUAAAACAACCUCACGAAGACUUCGAAGGGGUUAAUCAUGCUAGAAAAAGAUUCGAAAGUGACCCUUGUACAGAAUGUGAUGAGCUCCAUUUCACAUUUCACCUCCUUCAGACUUGCAAAGCCGUCUAUACCGAAGUUAGCGCUAUUGUCUACUCAGAGAAUGACUUAGUCGUUCCCGACGGGGCUGUAGAGGAUGGGCUCCGUAUUCUUGGCAAUAUUACUCCCUCUGCCUGUAGCAAGCUGACCAACUUAUACGUACAUCUCAGCAUGACUGGUGGCUACUGUCCCGGAGGUUAUAUCCGCGACAGUAGAAAGACCGAGCCUAUUCGAAAAAGUCGCAUUGCUGCAUGGCAAAAAACUGCAAAGCAUAUUCUCACACACUCGAGUCCUCAAAAGCUUAGGUUGCACUUUAUCUGCGACUUGAAGUCGCAAAUAUCUAUCGUCUCUGAUGUGCUGGCACCUUUCCAUGAUUCCCCCGGAAGUAUCAAAGACUGCGCACUGCGUCUCAAUCGCAAGAAAUAUAAAUACGAUAAAGAUAAUCACAACAACAAAUAUAAACACGACAAAGAUAAUCAUGGCAAAGAUGAUCUCUAUUCUAUGGCCCGACAAGCAGCCAUCAUAGUGUCGGCCAGUCCUUCUACUCGUCUCGAUCAGCCUUUCCGGUUCCUUGAUCUCCCACAAGACCUCCAACAAUCAAUACUCAAAUACACCGAUCUGAUCACUCCUACAAAUGAAGUCCGGUGGAAUCCACAACGUGGCUUUUACUUUGAGUAUCCUAUAGAACAUGGGACGGCCUAUCACGGCCGUUUUAUAUGCGCAGACUAUCAUCAUAACCUUGGAUGUUUUUGCAUGAGUGAGCACUGUGUUUACUCCUCUCGCUGCCGAUGUUGGCGUCCCCCGCAGGCCUUAUUCCUUGUUAGUCGAGCCAUGUAUGAAUCUUCUCGAGCCGUUUUUUAUACCUAUAAUCGCAUAAUUAUCAUCCCGAUCAUGGGAAUAUGGCAGGGCCGCUCACACUUUCUAGCUGGAUUCGAAACCUAUAUAUUCGUCACGAAGGUUCUUAACCCUGAUACACUAUCUUAUCUUCGUUACUUGGAGUUAGUAUGUGCACCUUUUGAGACGCGUGACUCUUCGUCAUCAUCGGAUCACGUACCGUAUUGUCACUGGCUGGAUAGCGUCGACUCCCUUAGGACCCAUGCGAAUCUCCCCGUCUUAACGAUAGCCAUCUAUAUGACUCGCUUUGAGCCGGAUACAUACAGGAUAGAUGAAGGAAGUCGGAAGAGGGUAAUCAAUAAAGCAUUUGGAGAGGGCAAUUUCAUCUUGGAUAACAACGAAGAUUUGACGCUGAAUACCUAUGUGGACAUUCUGCUACCCUUUCGAUCGCUAACAUGUAUAGGACGGUUCUUUGUUUUCUUCGAGUGGGCAGGAAGAUAUUGGAAAGACGAAGAAAAUCAGCGUGAGAUUAAUUACCGCUUGUCAGAGGUGGAAAGGUGGCUCGAGCAGGAGGUGAUGGGUAGCGAGUACGACAGCAGAGCGUUGGGGAAGGCGGACAUUAAACAUAGCCAGUGGUUCCAGGCCGUUCAGGACUACCAUAGUAGGAUUUGGGGAUGAAUAAUAUAAUUUUGAAUAAUAUAGGAAUUAUUCCUGUAUUAUUCAGUGCUUUAGAAACCCUAUACUUUAGGGACUCACAUUAACGGAAUUCUUUUUGUCUCAACACAGGUGACAAGCCAAAUUCGAUGAACCUUUUGGAUGA
Molecule: messenger RNA, 2000 nt
Organism: Daldinia vernicosa
Lineage: Eukaryota; Fungi; Ascomycota; Sordariomycetes; Xylariales; Hypoxylaceae
Exons: 1
Coding region: 107-1858 (583 amino acids)
Source: RefSeq, a predicted model, not a curated record